AUGGAAGUCACAGAAGACAUCUUUCGUGGGUAUACCGCAGCCCAGGGCCAGAAUUACUCGUCGGUACGCCCUGGGUAUUCUCCAGAGCUCUUCAAAAUCAUCAUUGAUCAUCACACUUCUACCGGCGGCCAACUCCACACCGUUGUUGACGUCGGCUGCGGCCCUGGCCAGGCUAUCAAGGACUUGGCUCCCUUCUUCGAAAAUGCCAUCGGCCUGGAUCCGUCGGAGGGCAUGAUUGACACCGCACGCGCUUCUGCCAAGUCUGCGAACCUGCCUAUACGCUUUGAGGUAUCGACUGCCGAAACCCUGGGAAUUGACUUGGAGCCGCCCAUCUCUGAUGGCAGCGUUGACAUGGUCACCGCCGCUACGGCGGCCCACUGGUUCGAUAUGGCGGGUUUCUGGAAAGCAGCAUCGCGCAUUCUCAAGCCUGGCGGCACCGUUGCGAUUUGGGCACGGUCUGGAGCGGCGAUCAACGCUACAAAGACGCCGAACGGGGUCGCAAUCAAGGCCCUCGUAGAAGAGUUCUACAUUGGGCUACGCCCAUGGGCAAGGGUAGGCAACUUGUUGGCUCGCGAUCUCUACAUUGGCCUACCACUGCCUUGGACGCUUGAAGUUCCGGUAGUAGAGUUCGAUAAAGAGAGCUUCGUUCGCAAAGAGUGGAACAAGGAUAAGACAGGCAUAGAAAACGACAUCAUUCGCACAGGAGGCCCAGUCACACCCGAGCAGUUUGAGAAGCUCAUGGGUACUUCUAGUCCGGUCAGUCGAUGGAGGGAAGCUCACCCAGACAAGGUCGGGACAGAGGAAGACAUAGUAAGGCAGCUGAGAAGGCGGAUAGAAAGCCUUUUGCACGAAGCUGGUAUCAAGCCUGGCGAAGAAACACUAACUGGCGAAGUCGCAAUGGUCUUGCUGCUGGUAAAGAAGAAGCUAUAG
Trichoderma gamsii is the source of this 930-nucleotide messenger RNA. RefSeq lists its product as hypothetical. NCBI's taxonomy places the organism in Eukaryota, Fungi, Ascomycota, Sordariomycetes, Hypocreales, Hypocreaceae. The coding region runs from base 1 to 930 and encodes 309 amino acids. The record is from RefSeq and is a predicted model, not a curated record. The transcript has a single exon. Gene Ontology annotation, molecular function: S-adenosylmethionine-dependent methyltransferase activity.